Molecule: messenger RNA, 609 nt
Organism: Colletotrichum higginsianum IMI 349063
Lineage: Eukaryota; Fungi; Ascomycota; Sordariomycetes; Glomerellales; Glomerellaceae
Product: 60S ribosomal protein L6
Exons: 3
Coding region: 1-609 (202 amino acids)
Biological process (GO): cytoplasmic translation; ribosomal large subunit assembly
Cellular component (GO): ribosome; cytosolic large ribosomal subunit
Molecular function (GO): RNA binding; structural constituent of ribosome
Source: RefSeq, a predicted model, not a curated record
AUGUCGGCGAAGACGGAAUCCACGACCAAGAAGUUCGGCUCGUCGACUCGGGUCGUCCCCGCCCCCUCCCAGAAGGCGCAGAAGUGGUACAACGCCGACGAUGAGCCCGAGGCCAAGAAGGUCCGCAAGGCCGUCCGUCCCUGGGCCCCUCGCAAGACCCUCCAGCCCGGCACCAUCCUGAUCCUCCUCGCCGGUCGCUUCCGCGGCAAGCGCGUCGUUCUCCUGAAGACCCUCGACCAGGGUGUCCUCCUCGUCACCGGCCCCUUCAAGAUCAACGGCGUCCCCCUCCGCCGCGUCAACUCCCGCUACGUCAUCGCCACAUCCUACAAGGUCGACGUCUCCGGCGUCGACUCCCAGAAGAUUGAGGAGAUCUCGCAACCCAAGUACUUCACUGCCGACAAGGCCAAGAAGCAGAACGGCGAGGACGCUUUCUUCAAGCAGGGAGAGAAGCCCCAGAAGAAGGAGAUCAACAGCAGCCGUGCGGCUGACCAGAAGGCCGUCGACAAGGCUCUGCUCGCCAGCAUCAAGAAGGUUGACAUGCUCGCCUCCUACCUGGCGAGUUCCUUCAGCCUGCGCAAGGGUGACAAGCCCCACGAGAUGACCUGGUAA